AUGAAAACCUUCAGAAAAGCUCCUAAUGGAAAACAAUUCACAUACAUUCCAAUGAUAUCUGAUUGGAAGUUAUUCAUAUAUAAAGAGAUAUGCCGAUCUACUCCCAACCUUGAAUCGACAUUCAACGUCAUGUCUACAGCGCUUAAUCUGAAGACGGUAAAGCAAAAGCUGACCCGUCUACUUAACACCCUUUCCACCCUACUGAGGGAAGCCGAGGAAUAUCAAGAACCUUGGCAAUUCCCCACUGAAGUGAAAGAACUGCAACAUUUCUUGCUGAUGAAAUCCAUAACUUUGAAAAACCUCUAUAAACGACUGGAAGAACAAAAAGAAAAAGUAUGGAAGACUUAUGAGGAAUACACUUCAAGAAUUUACGACAUGCUCAUCGAUGCGGACAAAAAAGAAUUGGGAACAGUAACUGAAAUGGAAUUCAACUCUUACUGGGAGGAAAAAAAGGAAGAUGAUCUACUGCAGCUUACAACUGACUUAUUCAGUAAAUUAGAAAGUAGGCUGUUCGAAAUAGAAUUUCAGGAAGCCUCUUUGAAACUAGAACUUUUGGGAUCAAACCGAAACGAACUGCAAAACGAAAUCCGUACGAACGCGUUGAGGCCUGAAACGGUCAACCUCAGGCAUUUGCUAGGAGGAAUAAAAAUUCCUGAACUUAAUGGGAAAGCAAGUGAAUUUGACUCAUUUUGGGAAAUUUUUGAAGAAAUGGUUGAUAAACAGCCGUAUUCCAACAUCGAAAAAUUCUCAAUUCUACUUGAUUCUUGCAAAGGAGACGCAGCUAGGGCACUCAGAAUGUUUCCCAGAACAAGUGAGUCCUAUGAAAAAGCGAUACAACAAUUGAAAACGCAAUUUCAAGACCCAAAGAGAAUCAUCAUGAUGGUGAUAAGUCAACUCAAAGCCAUGCGACAAUGCAAAGAUGAGCCUAGGGCGCUCAGAAAUAACUUAAAUGAUGUCCAGGCCAUCAUUGCAACGUUGCGCAAAAACGGAGAGAUGGUAGACACUACAAACAUGAUAAGCAUGGUACUAGAGAAAUUCAGCAAGACAGUUCAAGAUGAGGUGCUACGUAAGGAGUUUGAUUCUGGAAUUGACUGGAACAUGGAAGACCUUUUGAAGAAUAUUUCCGCCAUAGUCAGAAGGCAAGAGCAUCUGGAAGGGCUUAAAGACCCAACAGAAAAAAGUAAUGAACUUCCUAUCUUCCAACUUCGAGCAACUAUAACAUGUACCGGAUGUGGUCGUAAUCACUUGUUCCAAUACUGCCCUAUCUACCGUACUGUAGAAGAAAAAAAUGAGAGACUGAAAUCCUCGAAGGCAUGCUGGAAAUGCUUUAGUAAGAAACAAAGUACAAGAGACUGUUAUAAACCUAAUUGUCCAGCGUGCCACGGACUUCAUAAUAUCAUCAUAUGCAAAACAUCAAGAAACGAAACGAAUACAACUAGAAAUUCGUACCAUAGGGCACAAAGCCCAAGAAGAGAAAACUCUCUAACACGAAUGCGCGGUGCUGGAGAUACACAACGACGCUUUCGAGAUAAAUCGCCCAAACCCAGACUGGAAGGCAAGAACUCAAAACCAGAAUCACCGUCACGGCCAAGGAUGUCAAGGGUCAGAUUCGCCCGUUCGCCAACACCACCCAGACAGAACAGAGACUUUCCUCUAUCUCAAGAAGAAAACAACGAACGUUCUCGACUUAUGAUCGUGCCUACACGUAUCUUCAACAAUUCUAACAAGGAAAUUGCAGAUAUUACUCCCGAGAGCAAAGUCGAGGAAAUGAAUAUCGCAAACAACUAUACAGGAAUAACACGGAAUCAUGUGGAGCGUUUAUCACCGAAGAUACGACUUUUAGUUAUGCGUGGAGGGAAACCCUUUGAAAGGGAAGUUUACAUGCAUGAUAGAGAACACAUGCAACUGUAA
This is a messenger RNA of Cylicocyclus nassatus, 1911 nucleotides long. Lineage: Eukaryota; Metazoa; Nematoda; Chromadorea; Rhabditida; Strongylidae. The record is from the annotation of a GenBank genome assembly.